Molecule: messenger RNA, 579 nt
Organism: Aureobasidium melanogenum CBS 110374
Lineage: Eukaryota; Fungi; Ascomycota; Dothideomycetes; Dothideales; Saccotheciaceae
Exons: 1
Coding region: 1-579 (192 amino acids)
Source: RefSeq, a predicted model, not a curated record
AUGAUCAAGAACGAGACACCAGAUACUCCCCGCCCAUCGAGCCCCGCUCGCAAGCCUACGAUCAACCUUCCUCCCAUUACUCCUAUAUCAAAGUCACCACAACUCAAAGCUCGCACCCCUAGCAACAAGUUUGUCACCUACAAGGAGUGUCUUGCAAACGACCGCGCUGCCAGAAAGAGUGCAAUAUCUCUAGUCAAGCAAACAGAUGAAUACAUCUUUGAAAUGGACCAUCAAAAAAGGGACCUGAUGCUCGAGACCGCUGCUCAGGAGACUGAUGCCAAAAGAAUCAGAGACGGAGAGCACGUUUCCUGCCUAUUUGAGGAAGCCCAGGAAACACCUCUGAGCCCCGAGGAAGCUGCUGAGGUAUGGGAAACUACAAAAAGAGAGAUUGCCGCAAAGACGUCGGGCUUAAGAGGAAAACCAAAGUCUAAAGUCACGAUGGUACCUACGAAGAUGGCUCGUCGGGAUGAGAAGAUUGAAAUUGAAGAGAGCGUUAUCGACCUUGCUCGCGACGUCGAUGUCGCCUCUGAGAUGCUUACAUCGAAUGGUCUUCCGGUCAUGGUUAUUGAUGAUGAUUAA